Gracilinanus agilis (Agile Gracile Mouse Opossum) is the source of this 3872-nucleotide messenger RNA. It is a transcript of the gene ZC3H18, whose product is annotated as zinc finger CCCH-type containing 18. The coding region runs from base 48 to 3104 and encodes 1018 amino acids. Gene Ontology annotation, molecular function: metal ion binding. Lineage: Eukaryota; Metazoa; Chordata; Mammalia; Didelphimorphia; Didelphidae. The record is from RefSeq and is a predicted model, not a curated record. The transcript has 19 exons.
GCCGGAGCCGGAGCCGGAGCCGAAGCAGCCAAGAUCAGAAGAUACUGAUGGAUGUGUGUGAGAGCCCUGAUCGAGAUCCUGGAUCUCCAGAGGAAGAACAGCAAGAGCUCUCAGAUGAUGACAUUCUGAAAGAAAGUGGGUCUGAUCGGGAGUUGGACGGAGAGGGUGGGAGGGGCACUGAUUUGGAGGAAGAGGAGGAAGAUGCAGCAAGGGCACUGAGUCAGGGUGAAGAAGAGAAUCAUUCAGAUGAGGAGGACCGAUUAAGUGAGACAAAGUCUCAGGACUCUGAUAAUAAUGAGCAGAGCAAAGAUCUUAAGAACUCCCCAUGUCAGGAAGAGGAGGACGAGGAGGAGGAGGAGGAGGAGGAGGAGGAGGAGGAGGAAGAAGAAGACAGGACAAAUGAUCUUAGAGAUGAAGCCUCUUCAGUCACUAGAGAACUGGAUGAGCAUGAAUUAGAUUAUGAUGAGGAGGUUCCUGAGGAACCAACAACUACUGCUCAAGAGGAGGAAACUGAGAAGGCUGGUGGAGAAGAUGAGGAUGAGAAAGGAGAAGGUACUCCAGAGGAAGAAGAGAAAUCCAGUGGUAAAAAUGGGGAGGAAAAAGAGCACCUGGAAUCUCUUAAGGAGAAAAAAAAAGAGGAAGAUGAUGGAGAAAUCGAUGAUGGAGAGAUUGAUGAUGAUGAUCUGGAAGAAGGAGAAGUGAAGGAUCCUAGUGAUAGGAAGGUGAGGCCUCGUCCCACCUGCCGAUUCUUCAUGAAAGGUGGGUUCCCCCUUUCAACAGGAUGCAACAGAAACAUUCUCGGCAUGGAUUUCCAAGCGGAGCAGCCCUCAGAAAGAAACGGUCACUGUACAUGGGGAAUGAAUUGUAGAUUUAUCCAUCCUGGAGUGAAUGACAAAGGAAACUAUUCUUUGAUCACAAAACCAGACCCUUUUCCACCCAAUGGUGCACCACCUGUUGGACCUCAUCCAUUGAUGCCUGCCAAUCCUUGGGGUGGACCAGUUGUUGAUGAAAUUCUGCCUCCACCACCUCCAGAACCCCCAACAGAGAGUGCCUGGGAGAGAGGACUCCGGCAUGCAAAGGAGGUAUUAAAAAAGGCAACCAUUCGAAAAGAGCAGGAACCUGAUUUUGAAGAAAAAAGGUUUACAGUGACCAUUGGAGAAGAUGAACGGGAAUUUGACAAAGAAAAUGAAUUUUUCAGAGAAUGGAAUUAUCGGAUUACUAGAGAUGUCAGAGAUACAGCACUUGAACCUUAUUCCGAUCCUUAUUAUGAUUAUGAGAUAGAACGGUUUUGGCGUGGUGGGCAGUAUGAGAACUUCAGAGUGCAAUACACAGAAACUGAACCAUAUCAUAAUUACCGAGAGAGGGAAAGGGAGCGAGAGAGAGAAAAUAGACAGAGAGAACGGGAACGGGAACGUGAGAGAGACCGAGAAAGGGAACGGCGGCAAAGGGAGAGAGAGCGAGAAAGAGAAAGAGAACGGGACAAAGAACGUCAACGAAGGAAAGAGGAGUGGGAACGAGAACGAGCCAAGAGAGAUGAAAAAGACAGGCAGCACAGAGACCGGGACAGAGAAAAAGAGCGAGAAAAAGAAAAGGAAAAACCAAAACCUAGAUCCCCUCAACCACCAAGCCGUCAGCCUGAACCACCAAAGAAGGAAACCACAUCAGCUGGCCCACAAGUUAAAAGAGCAGAUGAAUGGAAGGAUCCUUGGCGGCGAUCUAAGUCCCCUAAGAAGAAACUUGGUGUGUCCGUUUCUCCAAGCCGUGCACGGAGGCGUCGAAAAACGUCUGCCUCAUCAGCAUCUGCAUCCAAUUCCUCUAGGUCAUCAUCUCGUUCAUCAUCAUACUCUGGUUCUGGCUCCUCACGAUCCCGGUCCAGGUCCUCAUCCUACAGCUCCUAUUCUAGUCGGUCUUCUAGACACAGCUCAUUCUCAGGCAGCAGAUCCAGGUCUCGGUCUUUUUCAUCUUCCCCUUCUCCAUCACCAACACCAUCCCCACAUAAACCUUCUAUAAAAACUAAAGGAGAGCCUGCCCCACCUGCUGGAAAAGGAGAGAAGUCUCUGAAAAAGCCAGCUCCACCUCCAGCCCCUCCACAGUCCACCAAAACCAUUACACCUGCACCAGAGCCAACCAAGCCAGGGGAUAACAGAGAAGCAAGAAGGAAGGACCGCCAAACAAGAACCCCACCCAGAAGGCGGACCAUCAGCGGCAGCAUCAGCGGCAGUGCCAGUAGCUAUAGCGGAUCUAGUUCCCGAUCCAGGUCAUUGUCAAGAUCUCUCUCUAGGUCCCAUUCCCGAUCAACUUCUGCCUCUAUUUCUCCCUCCCCAUCAGGGUCCAGGAAGUCCCGGUCCCUGAGUGUGAGCAGCGUCUCCUCUGUCUCCAGCGCCACCUCGAGUAGCAGUUCUGUUCGAAGUGCUGAUUCAGAAGACAUGUAUGCUGAUCUGGCCAGUCCUGUUUCCUCUGCCAGUUCCCGGUCUCCCACCCCUGCCCAGCCGAAGAAAGAGAAAGGAAAAUCAAAAAAAGAAGAUAGUGUUAAAGAAGAGAAGAGGAAAAGGGAGGCACCCACACAGCCUCCCAAAUCCACAAAACCUACAGCCAGUAGUAAAUCAUCUCAGCAGCCGCCACCACCCCAACAAGUGCUCCCACCACAACCUCAGCAAGGAGGGUUCAGUGCUCACAAAGAGAUCAAACUGACAUUAUUAAAUAAGGCAACUGAUAAAGGAAGCAGGAAGAGAUAUGAACCAUCAGACAAAGAUAGACAAACUUCUCCUCCAGCAAAACGAGCUAACCUUUCUCCUGAUAGAGGUUCUCGUGAUAGGAAACCAGGUGGGAGAAUCUCUUCUCCCAAACAGGAACGCCAGAGAGGACAGAACCCCAAACCGCCUUUGACUCAACCAGAUAGGAAACGCCAGUUAUCGCCACAGUCCAAGAGUUCGAGCAAAGUCACCAGCGUGCCCGGCAAAGCCUCCGAUGGGGGCCCAGCUGCAGCUGGCGCCAAGUCCGGGAAGUCGAGCACGUUGUCGAGACGGGAAGAGCUCUUGAAGCAGCUAAAAGCCGUGGAAGACGCCAUUGCUCGGAAGCGGGCCAAAAUCCCGGGGAAAGUAUAGCUCCUGGACCAGCCCGAAUAGACUCUUACGUGUUUUUAUAAAUAGUGUAAGCGCAGCCAUUUUGGAUUGUGCAGUUAAUGUCUUAUUUUGGCUGCGGUUCUUUUUUAAAAUUAAAAAUAAAAAGGAAAAAAAAAGUUUCUCAGCUGGAAAAGAAGCCGCCCAUAUAAUGAAGAUGACUCUGAUUCCCAGCUGCUUCCCAGCGAGAUUGAGGAUCAGUCCCUUUCUUCCCAGAGCAGAAUCCCCUGAGGCAGACCAAGCCAGCGCCAAGGCAGGCAGAGGCACACGCAGCAACAUUUUCAAUGUAAAUUAUAAAUCCUGGACUCCUAAUCCAGCCCCAUUGGAUACUUUGUCUCUCCCGCCUCCCCCAAGCCCCCCUUUUCUUUUCUCCUUCUCCCCUCACCCCUCCUUGCUAGCCACGAGUCGUAUUCUAGUUAGCCUUGCUGUGUGUUGUGUCUUCAGCAAUGCCAUUCUAUUUCCUGUGUAACAAGAAAACCGAAUACUUCUGUGAACUACUGGCAACAUCUUCCCCUCCCUUGCCCCAUCCCCAGGAUCAAAAAUAUAUAUAUAGAUAUAGAUAUAUAUAUAUUCUUGACUAAAGUCUGAUUGGGAAAUAUUUCCUGUCUUUUAUUUUAAGCAUCAGAUUGUUUUAGUUGAUUAAAAAAAAAGAAAAAAAGAAAAAAAGCAAGGGUAUUGUUGGGGCAUCUGUCUAAUGAGGAGGGUCUUUUUUUUGAGGGGGUCUCCUAAAAUAAAAUAUUUUGAUAAACAGUU